GACAAGACUCAGAUAACGAUGCUGGUUACUUGGUUAAUAGAGAUUUUCCUGAACCAGUUGGGAGAGAUGAAAGAGCAAGGACAGGAUGAAUCCAAAGAGUAUCAAAAGAUUCAAGAGGAGUUCCGAAUGUUCCUUGCUGAGCCUAAAAACAAGGAAUGUGUCAGUAACAAUAGAGGUGUGGUGUAUGACCUUAUUGCCAGUCAUGGAGAUGUGGAGGACAUGGUCUUCUUUGCUGUAUUAAUGCAAGAUUUUGAGAAAGUAAUCACCCACCACAUCCAGCAUGACAACUACAAAGGAGCUCUAACGCAGCUUAUGAAACAGAGUGACACAGAGUUGAUCUACAAGUUCUCUCCCCUGUUGAUGCAGUACAUUCCUAAGGAGACAGUCAGUCUGUGGAUCAGUAGGAAGGACUCGCUGGAGCCAAUGAAACUCAUCCCAGCCCUGGUCCAGUACGACCACAAUAAAUACAGGGAACAGGGGAAUGAGGCCAUCCGAUACCUGGAGUUUUGUAUAGAACAGCUAGAUAACAAGGACCAGGCUAUCCAUAAUUACCUGUUGUCACUGUACGCCAAAAUCAAACCGGAUCAACUCAUGACCUACCUCAACAUUCAGGGAAUGGAUGAGGAUACAAUUUGCUAUGACCUGAAGUAUGCUCUGAGGCUGUGUGCUGAGCACGGACACAAGCGAGCCUGUGUACACAUCUACUCCCUGAUGGGACUGUAUGAAGAGGCAGUGGAUUUAGCUCUUGAUGUGGAUGUAGAAUUGGCCAAACAACAGGCUGACAAACCAGAUGAAGACAACAUAGACCUCAGAAAGAAGCUCUGGCUCAGAAUUGCCCGCCAUGUUGUGGAAGAUGAAAAAGAUGUCAAGCGAGCAAUGGAGUUCCUCCAUGACUGUGAACUACUGAAAAUUGAAGAUAUUCUACCAUUUUUCCCAGAUUUUGUGACCAUUGAUCACUUUAAAGAUGCCAUAGUGACGUCCCUCCAGGAAUAUAACCACCACAUCGAUCAGCUGAAGGAGGAAAUGGACGAGGCGACUCACAGUGCCGAGGAGAUCAGGAAGGAAAUACAGAGCUUCAGAAACAGGUAUGCCUUUGUUAAUGCCACAGACAAAUGUGCUGCCUGUAACUUUCCUCUGAUGGCCAGGGCAUUUUAUCUGUUUCCAUGCCAACACAAGUUUCACAAUGACUGCUUGAUUGGGGAGGUUCUGCCAAAUCUGACGAGUAAGAAGCGUCAGAGAGUGGAGGAACUUCAGAGAAAACUGGCCGAAAAUGAGGAUAUGAGAUCCGCAUCUGUAGGGAACAGGGGAGAUCAUCAGUCUGACAAAACACAGGACAUCAAGGCUGAGUUGGAUGACUUAGUGGCAUCCGAGUGUAUUUAUUGUGGGGACAUGAUGAUCAGGAGUAUAAGCAAACCAUUUGUGGAUGAAGAUGAACAGGAUGUUUUAAGUGGCUGGCUGUAAAACCUAGGAGGGGAUUAAAGGGCACGUGGAUUAAUGAGAAAUAGUGUGCAAGAUAAACAUAGUGCUUGAU
Molecule: messenger RNA, 1531 nt
Organism: Saccostrea cuccullata (small rock oyster)
Lineage: Eukaryota; Metazoa; Mollusca; Bivalvia; Ostreida; Ostreidae
Product: vacuolar protein sorting-associated protein 18 homolog
Exons: 13
Biological process (GO): lysosome organization; intracellular protein transport; endosome organization
Cellular component (GO): endosome; HOPS complex
Molecular function (GO): protein-macromolecule adaptor activity
Source: RefSeq, a predicted model, not a curated record